Molecule: messenger RNA, 1174 nt
Organism: Cimex lectularius (bed bug)
Lineage: Eukaryota; Metazoa; Arthropoda; Insecta; Hemiptera; Cimicidae
Gene: mRpL2
Product: 39S ribosomal protein L2, mitochondrial
Exons: 4
Coding region: 164-1114 (316 amino acids)
Biological process (GO): cytoplasmic translation
Cellular component (GO): ribosome
Molecular function (GO): RNA binding; structural constituent of ribosome
Source: RefSeq, a predicted model, not a curated record
UAGAUGUAAUCCUAAUCAGUAAUCUAAUAAGGUUAUAGCACUAAUAUAACCAUCCCCUAAACACGUUCGUUAUUUUUAAUUUUGUAUUUAUCCGAAUAAUUUGCUUAGCUGAUUGUCCCUAACGAGAACUGUUAAAGCGAAUGUAAAUACGAUUCAAGGAAAAAUGUCUUUGUUGUUUUCCUUUGCGAGGGGAAGCCUUCUGCGAGGUUGCCUUCUGCAGGUGCAAGCUGCGACCAUCUCUCCACCUUUUAGGCAGAAGACCAAGGAAGUCGACCUGCCGAGCAAUGUGGGUCCUCGAGCCGGCAGGUUCCGUAGGAAUGUACAGUACCCGGAUGAAUAUACGAUAGAGCCCCUAAAUGUCACCAACUUGGGCGGAAGGGAUCCAGUUUCAGGGCGACUAGUUGUCAAAGGUAUUGGUGGUGGUAUAAAACGGAAAUACCACUGGAUAGACUGGAAACGAGUCGGCCCCAAGGAUGAUGGUCCACCACUCGUAGAGAAAGUUGUGGAGAUAAUGAUUGACUACUGCCGAACUGCUCGCAUUGCUUUGAUUGCUGGAGGUAAAAAAACGAGGUACAUCCUCGCCACUGAAAACAUGAAACCUGGCGAUUUGAUCAAGACAUCCCAGUUCAUACCAAGAAUCCCAGUUUUUGCAAAUGAAGGUGAUGCCUAUCCCUUGGGCGCACUUCAGCUCGGAACAAUCGUGCAUAACAUUGAGAUGCAUCCUGGAAGAGGUGGCUUUUACGUUCAUUCGGCCGGAUCGUUUGCAACGAUAUUGAGAAAGGUAGAUAAAAGGGUUGUAAUUCGUCUCCCGUCCAAGUUAGAGGUCUCAUUAAAAGAAGAAUGCAUGGCGACUGUUGGUCGGCUUUCUAAUGUGGACCAUCAAAAAACACCGAUCGGGAGUGCCCAGAAGAAUCGUGAACUCGGUAACAGGCCCAGGUCUGGCCUUUGGCAGAGAAAAGACGGGAGGUUCGGAAGAAAAAUCAGAGCACCACCACCUUUGUUUGUCGUUCCAGAAUAUGGAAAAGAAGAAAACAACCAGCACGAAGUAGUUGAAUUAACUCUAAAUAAUGAUAUGUAUUAUAAUAGUAAGCUGUGGGGCCACAGUAAAAUAUAAAUUAACUUAACAUUAAAAAAAAAGGAAAAUGUUUUUAUUCAAAUAAAGUUUGUUUUUGUA